AUUUCCACCUCCGUCGCUCCAGCUCAUAUUCAUUUGUUCCAGCUCUCUCUCUGUCUCCGUCUCUGCGCGAGCUAUAUAGGAGGCCGAUCUCCUUCAGCCCUCGCCGCCGGUGACAGCGAUGGACGUCCGCCGGCGGCAACCGAAGUCCCCCCACCGCCGCCGCCACGGUGACGACCGGAAGGAUCUCCGGCUGUCGGCGCCGGCCGGGGCCGUCGAUCGCCGCGGCGAGCCGCCGCCCUCGUCGUCGCCGAAGGCGUCGGACGCUCUCCCGCUGCCGCUGUGCCUCACGAACGCGGUCUUCUUCACGCUCUUCUUCUCGGUGGCGUACUACCUCCUCCAACGGUGGCGGGACAAGAUCCGCAGCUCCGUCCCGCUCCACGUCGUGACCCUCCCCGAGAUCGCCGCCAUCGUCUCCCUCAUCGCCUCCUUCAUCUACCUCCUCGGAUUCUUCGGCAUCGGCUUCGUGCAGUCCUUCAUCUCGCGGGCCUCCCACGACGCGUGGGACGUCCUCGACGACGAGGUCGCCGGCGACGGGUACCUCCCGGAGGACGGCGACCCUCGCCGCGCCGCCAUUGCCUGUCCUCCCCCGAAGCUGGCGGAGCCCGAGCCUAUCGACUCGGCCCUGUCGUCCGUCGAGGACGAGGAGGUCGUGAAGUCCGUCGCGGACGGCAAAAUCCCGUCGUACUCGCUCGAGUCCAUGCUCGGGGACUGUAGAAGGGCCGCUUCCAUCCGGCGCGAGGCGCUGCAGAGGAUGACCGGGAGGUCGUUGAAGGGCUUGCCCCUCGAUGGGUUCGAUUACGCGUCGAUCCUGGGGCAGUGCUGCGAAAUGCCGGUUGGGUACGUGCAGAUUCCGGUGGGGAUUGCCGGUCCGUUGUUGCUCGACGGGUUGGAGUACUCGGUGCCGAUGGCGACCACGGAGGGUUGCUUGGUGGCGAGCACGAACAGGGGGUGCAAGGCGAUCUAUGCAUCUGGUGGGGCCACGAGCGUCUUGUUGAGGGACGGCAUGACGAGAGCGCCGGUCGUGCGGUUCGGUUCCGCGAAGAGAGCGUCGGAGUUGAAGUUCUUCUUGGAGGAUCCGGUCAAUUUCGAGACCUUGGCUCUGGUGUUCAACAGAUCGAGUAGAUUCGCCAGGCUCCAGAGUAUAAAAUGCUCGAUUGCUGGAAAGAAUCUUUACAUGAGAUUCACCUGCAGUACAGGCGAUGCUAUGGGGAUGAACAUGGUGUCGAAAGGGGUUCAAAAUGUGCUGGAUUUCCUUCAAAGCGAUUUCCCAGACAUGGAUAUAAUUGGCAUUUCUGGAAACUUUUGCUCCGAUAAAAAGCCUGCUGCUGUGAAUUGGAUUGAAGGGCGGGGAAAAUCAGUUGUUUGUGAGGCAAUUAUUAAGGAAGAGGUGGUGAAGAAGGUUUUGAAAACCAGUGUACAUUCACUAGUUGAGCUCAACAUGCUGAAGAAUCUUACAGGAUCUGCUGUUGCUGGUUCUCUUGGUGGAUUUAAUGCCCAUGCGAGCAACAUCGUGUCUGCUGUAUUUAUAGCAACUGGCCAGGAUCCAGCACAGAAUGUGGAGAGUUCUCAUUGUAUUACCAUGAUGGAAGCUGUCAAUGAAGGAAAGGAUAUUCAUAUUUCUGUUACCAUGCCUUCUAUUGAGGUGGGCACGGUUGGAGGCGGAACUCAGCUGGCUUCACAGUCUGCCUGCCUGAAUCUGCUUGGUGUCAAGGGUGCAAGUAAAGAGUCACCGGGAGCUAACGCGAGGCGCCUGGCCACCAUUGUCGCUGGUGCAGUCCUUGCUGGAGAGCUUUCCCUAAUGUCCGCCAUUUCAGCUGGGCAGCUUGUAAAUAGUCACAUGAAGUAUAACAGAUCCAGCAGAGACAUCACAAAAGUCGGUUCUUAGAUGGAGAGAACAUGGCCCAAGUGUUCGAACAUGGAAAUAAGCGCAUGCGACUGAGAGGAAAGGGUAGCUGCAAAUUCAGUAAUAGAAAAGGACUUUGGAAUGUUAAAACCCCACGUGGGAUUGUUUCUUUGUGAUAUCUGUUGAAGCGUGGAAAUGGACCGGUUGGGCGACGAUC
Messenger RNA from Syzygium oleosum, 2060 nucleotides. Its product is annotated as 3-hydroxy-3-methylglutaryl-coenzyme A reductase 1. The record is from RefSeq and is a predicted model, not a curated record. Gene Ontology annotation, cellular component: peroxisomal membrane; endoplasmic reticulum membrane. Gene Ontology annotation, biological process: sterol biosynthetic process; coenzyme A metabolic process; isoprenoid biosynthetic process. The transcript is spliced from 4 exons. Gene Ontology annotation, molecular function: hydroxymethylglutaryl-CoA reductase (NADPH) activity; protein binding. The coding region runs from base 119 to 1885 and encodes 588 amino acids. NCBI's taxonomy places the organism in Eukaryota, Viridiplantae, Streptophyta, Magnoliopsida, Myrtales, Myrtaceae.